AUGUUUCAUAAACAACCAAUUAUUGGAGAUUUAAUAAACAAUCAUGUUAAUUAAGUCAACUAACUUAUUAUACAAAAAGAAGAGUAAUGUUAUCAAAAUUCAAAAAAUAUGUAAGCUUUUGCUGAUUGCAUGUUAACUAAAGAGAAGAGGAUUUAGAAAUUAAAAAUGAAAUCAGAUAUAUUUCUUCGAUUUUGUGAAUUGAAAUAUGAGGAUUGUCUGUAAGAAAAAGAAGAAUAGAGCUGCAUAAAAAGAAUGAAUAACAUUUUUGAUGAUUUUAAUUAUCAGAUGAAAUAUGAAAAUGUCUAGAAAUUAUGA
Paramecium sonneborni is the source of this 315-nucleotide messenger RNA. The record is from the annotation of a GenBank genome assembly. NCBI's taxonomy places the organism in Eukaryota, Ciliophora, Oligohymenophorea, Peniculida, Parameciidae.